Ostrea edulis (European flat oyster) is the source of this 11878-nucleotide messenger RNA. RefSeq names its product dmX-like protein 2. Gene Ontology annotation, cellular component: RAVE complex. The transcript has 49 exons. The record is from RefSeq and is a predicted model, not a curated record. The coding region runs from base 80 to 10222 and encodes 3380 amino acids. Lineage: Eukaryota; Metazoa; Mollusca; Bivalvia; Ostreida; Ostreidae. Gene Ontology annotation, biological process: vacuolar acidification. Gene Ontology annotation, molecular function: protein binding.
AUAUGGCGAUGUGUCAGAUGAUUGGGAUGUUUUUAUUUACAGCAUAAGUUACAGUAGUUUUGGUGCUUUCGCGACUGAUAUGAACCGGCACCAAGUUCUUACGGGAGCAUGCAAUGCAGGAGACCAAUGCUAUGCAGUUGGGAGCGUGGAAGGCAUCCAUUUUACCGCUUAUGCAGCUGGGUGUGACAUCGUGGUCUUGGCCAGUGAUUUCCAACGUGUUCAGAUUAUACCGGGGGUUACUCAUGGUAAUGUCAAGGUCAACUGCAUUGACUGUUCCACAGACAGCGGGAAGAUUGCAGCAUCAUAUCAGAAUGAAGUGUACAUAUUUGAACCAACUCCUUUACGUCACCACGAGAGCACACAUAAAUUGGAUUACAGAUGGUAUCAGACUGCCAAGUUUGAAGCAGACUGCUACAUUAAUUGUUUAAGUUGGAAUAUUGAAGGAUCGAGACUGCUCACAGGGGGUGAAUCCAUACAGAUCUGGGCGUUUACCCAGGAACAUCAUGAUGAAUCCGGGGGUGGAUCUAAAAGUGUUCACUUUGAUGUGGGUGGAAUGGAUGAUGACCACAAACAUGACAAGGAGGAAGGGGAGCCCUUCAACCCCAUAGAGGAGAUACUGACCGUGUGGGACUGUGUUUGGAGGUGCAGACCAGCGACGGCUGUAUAUCACCUGAGGUAUUCAUGGGAUGGCUUGCUGUUUGCAUCGGCUGGAAAGAAUGACAGAUUGGUGAAGAUAUGGUAUGAAGACAGAAAAAAUCAGCUUCCGUUGAUGAGGGCCGACAGUUUAGUGAGCCCGAAAAAAGACGAACAACACUACUCCUACAUAUAUAUAGCCCACCCGAGGGCUGUCACGGGCUUCUCCUGGAGGAAAACCAGCAAAUAUAUGCCCAGGGGAGCAGUCGCUAACAUGUUGGUGACUUCCUGUCUGGACAAUGUCUGUCGUUUGUGGGUGGAAACAAUUCUUCCAGAUGAUGGGCUGGUAGACCUGGAACAGUUUGACCCCAAUGCAUCGGUGGAUCCAAAGUUUCACACUCACAGACACAAGAAGAGGUUUCUUCAGAGGCUAAAGACUAUCAGCAAUUUACUUGAUGUACAUGCCAUCCACAAACGGAGAAAACACAACAAGAUGGGUCCGGAGACGGUGAUGAGCAUGGCCAAUUUUAACUCCGUACAAAGUGUCCACGACUUCCACAAGUAUGCCAUCCAUCACAACGGUAUGGCUACGGUGCUUCAUUUCCACCUGGCUGCAAGCAUUAACCCAGAAACAGAUGUACCACUGCUUCCAGUCAUAGGGUCUAAAGGUGACCAACAGUUUAACUUCCAGCUCCACUGGCUGAACAAUAAAGAGCUGCAGUUUACGAUGGAAGCAGAGAUCAUACUACAGGAUAUGCACAAAGGAGUUCUGAAUGUAGAUAGUCAUGGCGAUGAACAUGGCAACCAUGAAGCAUCGGACAGUGACCACGAGGACCAUCACUUGGACGAUAUCGAGAAAAGUGGUCAUCAGCCACCCAAAAAGAAGAAAAGCAAAUUGUUCAAGAGGAAAAACCGACAUUCUCAUCAUGGGAAAUCUUCCAAGGAUAUGUUUGGCUCUUACGUGGAAAGUCAGGCUAGCGUGACUUCCUCGGACCCAUCUGACCACAACUCAGAGGGGACGGGUAGUGCAGGUUUCCCAGAGGACUCAGUGAUUGAUACCUUGGACAGAAAGAUUGAGGUACUUCUCAGAGACUGGCACCAGCAUGCCGACAUGAUGUUCAGUAUCCACCCUGUAGAUGGGAGUUUUCUUGUCUGGUUGGUAGAUUGGCUGGAUGAAUACAACCCGUACUGCUUUCGCCAGGCUCAGGUUUGUUUUUCCUCUCGUCUGCCUCACGCUUUCCCUGUUCCUGACGCCAGAACAAUGGCUAGUCAUCUCUGGAUGUACUGUAACUACAGUAAGAUGGACAUCAAGUCAGCCAUGAGACUGAGUGAAAGCAGUAACAGUGUAGAGAAUUCUAAAAUUCAGUAUCAACCCGCACCAGCAACGGGGAAAAAUUCACCGGGACAGAACGAUAACAUGUUAAUACCUAAUGUUCUACUUAUCUCCAAGCAUAUCAACGGGUCAUUGAAUCAGUGGCAGAUCAGUUUUUCUGACCAGUCCAAGUUCUCUACGGUUGUGAGUGUGGCUCACGCCACCCGAGCAUGUGGACAUCGGUUCAGAACCAACUCCGCUACCUGUCAUCCGGUGCUGCCUCUACUACUCUCAACAUCUCAUCACAAUUUACCGAAAGAGCUGAAUAGUCAGUCAAUGAAUUAUUUUGAUGGACAAAAAAUGCAGAGAUCAAGCUCUAAGGAAAGUGAAGAAGAUAUGAAACAUGGAGUUGGUGGGGUGGAGUUCUGUAGUGAAUUAAUUCUGUGGCGGGUGGAUCCUGUGGGGCCUUUGUCAAAGUCGGGUGGAAUCGUAGAGUUGGCCAGGAUAAACUCGCCAGAGCUGGCGGCAUUCUCAGAUGUUGCCUGGGUACCAACGCUACUGCCAAGCUCCACCUUGGGGUCUUACAGUAACUCUCCCAGUGCCCUGUUUGUGGCCUCUGACGGAAAUUGUUUGAGAAUGUUCCAAGCUGUGAUUGAUGCUAGGACCCUGUUGUUGGAGGUGGGGGCACAGAAGAGAGAGACUGCAAUGAGUUUUAGCAGUAACACAAGUUCAGGGUACAGUUUUGAGCCCCAGAAGCCUCCAGGGGAACUAUUUAAUAUCGUCAGUUUACAAUCGUCUGCCAGACCGGGUUGUAUUAUUGAGCUGGAGCCCAUCGCUGAUGCUGCUCAGAGCUGGCAGCAGACACAGUUGCUCCACGUUUUUCAGGAGCAGUUGAUAACAGGUCGUUCCAGCACCUCAUCCAGCAGUAUGGAGGCCAUCGUUGAUCUGCGAACCUCGGGAUCAUUCUGUGAACAUUUCUAUCUGGUGGUUCUAGAGAAAACAAAGAACUCAAGAUCUGUUCUCCAUAUGUGGAAGAUCACCAUAUCAUCCAAGUGUGGGGAGCAGUCUGAAGAGUCUGGUGAUGGAAACCGGAAUUGUUCCACGGGAAUGAGUGCUGAGGAAAUUCCAUCUGAAAAUUCCACACCAGAGCACAUGAUACCAAAACCCACCACUGUUGUCAAAGUGGUCUUCAGCACCACCAAAGUGUGUACGCAAGCCUUGCCUCUGCCAGAAGGAGUGGAAGUACAGAGUGCCAACGUAUCAGCAGGUCACCUAAGCUCCGCCUCCAUUUACCCAGCAUGCCUUGCUCCGUAUCUCUUGGUUACCGCCUGCUCUGAUGGAGAGGUUCGUUUCUGGAACUGCAACUUGUCUUCAGUGUUUGAAGUAAGUGGAAACUCCAUGCCGCCGGCCAUGUCCUACAGCACGACAAGUUUCGAGAUUGCUGUAGAGGAAGAUCACGGAAUGCGUAAGCCUUCGACCACCGUGUUCACAAAAUCAGAGGCCAUGGAAACUAGCUACAGGUGGCAAGAGUGGAGCAUGAUGAACAGUUCAAAGGCCACUAGUUCCAUUAGUAUUACAGGGCAUCCAAUCACUGUGAGUUGUGCCUAUAGUGGGCGCCUCGCUGUGGCAUACAGACUGGUCGGACCAAAAAGUCUUCCUAGCAAUCCAAAGGGAAAAUUCCUUAACUUCUGGGUGGCCAUUUAUGAAUGUGAAUCUACAGGAGGGUCAGAAUGGGUUUUAGAAGACACGAUUGAACUGAAGAAUGUCACCAUUCCUGAUCCCAAGGCAGAGAUAGAUAUGGAGUGCAUCUUCAGUCCCGCUGGAAUAAAGUCACCUAGACUUACUGAAGAAUCAGAAACCCCCAAAGGCAUGUCACCGUCUGCUUCCUUAGUGAAUAUCUCCAAAACAGUAUCUAUUCCAAGUCUGAGUACGAUCUGCAGUGUAAGAAAGAGUAUAGCAGAACAUGGCAAUAUGGCAGGAAUUUUACACCAGAAACAUUUAGUUCAGUUGGACUGGGUGUCAACAGAGGAUGGCUCUCAUAUUUUGACCAUUGGUGUAGGACAAAAAAUUCUCAUGUAUGCUCAAGUGUCAGAUGAUAUCAUCAACGCAUCAAAGCAAGGAAAGGAGAAUUCUGAGGACAAAUCUAAAAGCAAGCAUGGUGGAGGUCAGAACCUCAGCCGUGGAACUCUGAAUUUGCAUUUAGGCGAGGGGAAGGCUGAGGCGCCAAAGUCUAGAGGGAGGCUUCAGAAGGCAAAAUCUGUCAUGAUAAUGGAUGAUUCCCCGGAAGAUAUUCGAUGGAUGUUGCUACGAUCUGUAGAGUUAUGCACCGCAGAUGGAUUACCUCCCUUACCAAUGCAUAUAUCGUGGGUGAGAGCUGGGAUCCUGGUGGUGGGAAUGGACAAUGAAAUGCAUGUGUAUUCUCAGUGGAGAAGUACACAUUGCAACACAGAUCAUGGCAGCACAGAGGAUUCCAAGUGUCUUCAGAACCCACAGUCCUCCUGCUUCAACAUUGAAACUUUGGCCAGCAUGAAAUCUACCACCUCUUUCAAACCUUCCUACUCUCUACCAAAUUUCAAACAUUUAAAUACUAUGUCCAAGAAAAGCUCUGAGGUGAAUGGGAUGAAAUCUAACUUGAAUAAAACAAAGAGUGAUAGUUUGACUAGCUUGACUGCCAUUCAUGACUUUGGACUCUUUGAAGCAGUAAGGGAGGCAAAUCCGUGUCUUCCGCAGUAUCACCCGAAAGAAAUGAUGGAGUUAUUGAACUUUGGUAAAGUCAGAAGAGUGAAAGCAAUCCUGGCCCAUUUAGUGCGAUGCAUAUGUAAUGGUGAAAUUCCUGCGAUUAAUAUAUCGGAGGAAAUGGACACAGACGACCUAAAAUGGAACCACGGAAGAAGUCGGACUCUCUCAGUGAGUGGAGCAAGUCCAAAAAGUCCAAAUGAGGUCCCGCUACUGCAUGAAGAACCUCAGCUGGAGUACAAAGAAAUCUCGUUCAUUCCACCUCUACCAAUGUAUGCUCUUUUAGCUGCAGAUGAACAGGUCACAGUAGCCAGAAAUGACCACAUGACCAGUACUGCCCCCGGGACAGCUACAGCGAAUCAGGACUACAGUGACCUCUUCUCGUCCGGUGUUGCCAUGGAGGAGGAGCUGGAUACCAAUGUUUUGGGUACCUCGGCCGAUAGCAACAUGUCUGGUCGAGGCAGGGUUCAGUCCACUUCAGGGAGUAGUCCAUCUCAUCCAAACGAGUUCACCCCCAAUCACAGUCGCAUUCUGAUGAAGCACCUGACACAUACACAACUCCCAGGCUUGACCAGCGUGGAUCAGAUGUACCUCCUGGCUAUUGCUGACACAGUGGCCAAUAACAAAAUCGACUUUACUGACAAGUUUGAGGUGGAAAAGACAGGAGCUGGUAGCACUGGAGACAUGUUGAAGGAAUCCACGGAGACAAUCGACGACUGUGGAUUAAGGUUUUUGCUGGCGAUGAAGAACCAUAUCUACCUCGUGAGGACACUGCAACCAAGACAGAGGGCAGCACUGCAGAAAGUGGGACUGAAAUCAUUCAAUCUCGUUUGGGCCUUCCACUCCGAGUCUACAGAGGAGUUGCUGUCCCACAUUCCUAGUAUGCAGAAAGGGGAGCCGACUUGGGAAGAACUGAGACAGUUUGGGGCUGGAUGGUGGGUCAACAACAUCAAUAUCCUGAAGAGAACCAUUGAAAAGGUAGCAAAGUCAGCGUUUCAAAGGAGAAAGGAUCCCAUGGAUGCAGCUUUAUUUUACCUGGCCAUGAAAAGGAAAAACGUUCUGUGGGGGUUGUACAGGUCUAUAGAUAACAAGCGUAUGAUGGAUUUCUUCAAAAACGACUUCUCAGUUGAGAGGUGGAGGAAGGCAGCCCUGAAGAACGCAUUUGAUCUGCUAGGCAAGCAGAGAUUCGACCAUGCUGCUGCAUUCUUUUUACUGGCAGGGUCCUUACACGAUGCUGUGGAGGUUUGUAUGAAUAACUUAAAGGACAUCCAGCUAGCUUUGGUUGUAUGUCGAUUGUUCGAUGGAGAAACAAUGAUGCCUGAAAGUGCCAAACAAGUUCUUCAUAAACACAUUCUUGGAUAUGAGGAGCAGGACUCAAAAACUGCUUCACUGACAUCAAACUUGACCUCAGAUCCAUUUCUUAGAAGCAUGGCAUGGUGGAAUUUCAAAGAGUACCGAAAAUCAUUAAAAACCUUACUGUUAUCAAAUUCUAUGAAGACCAAGCUAAGCUUGGAUGACCAGGAUCUUGGAGGACGAAGUGCAAUACCUAGUGUUUUUAAUUUCUACAAUUACUUGAGAACACAUCCUCUCAUUCUCAGGCACAAAAUAACAUCUGCUGCUCCAUUGGCUCAGAGGAAAGGUGUCAUUCCAGGUUUCACUCGUCAACAGACAAUUAUUGAAGAACAAGACUCUUUAAUGUUCAUUGACAAGGUCACACCGAUGGAACGGCGAUUGUUUUUCAGGACCGCCCAUACUCAUUAUACAAAUGGCUGCCCGCUUUUGGCACUGGAAGUAUUGUCCAAACUUCCAAAUAUUAUAUCGGAGGAAGACAUUGAAAGUGACAAUGAAGAGAAGAGUGAAAGUGUAAAACCACUGUCUCAAAAUAUUAGCACAGGGACUUUGGUGGCAGAAGACAGAAUUAAAAAUAAGGACUCGAGUGCAGAGUAUGACUGGGGCAGCCCUUCAGUGAAUGGAAUGGUGAAUGGUGAGACAGCGGACGCAUUUGAUUGGUCGAAGCCUCUUACCAAUGGAAACAAAGACACCAGUAAUACAUUGGACUGGGGAGCCCAAGUGUCAAGAUUUGACUUGGAGGAGGAACCCAAAUUCACGCUGAGUUCUGGUGAAAGUGAUCUUGAGAGUGAAACAGAAAGCCACGGGGAUGAAGUUCCAAGUAAGCCCACUCAGAAGGGUAAACUGCAGAAAAUUCCAAAUAUUGUUGUGGAUGAUGCUUUGCCCAACGGUUCUGCUGAAAUGACUCCUGACCAAAAGUCUAGUCACAGAAAUCAGAUUGAUAUUUUCGCUCAGCAGUACAAGUUCAUUGCUUGUCUGAAGGUUUUAAUGGAGGAAAUGAGGACCCUAGCUACUGGUUUUGAAGUGGAUGGUGGGCAGCUGAGGUUUCAGCUGUACAUUUGGUUGGAGAGAGAGGUAGAAGUAUUGCAGUAUCUGUGUAACUACGGUGAGGGUGUCGAAAUCCCGAUCGACAAUCAACAAGAGCAAAACUUCACAACUUUUGAAGACGGCAUCGAUCCAGCGUCUUAUCUUGAGCUGAGCGCUGAGAGCAAUGCUAGUAUACCGGAAUCUACGCUUGAGGAGAGCAGCUCACUACUAGACGUCUCCCAGAAAAAGUUCAACAGGUCAAUGUCAAUGCGGUCCGAUGCAUCAGGGGCUUCCAUCAAACCGACCCUCCAUGAGGUCAUUUUAGCUGAAAAGAUGGACUUUGAGGCCAAACUAGAGCGCAUGUCCAGGAGAAAACAGUGGCUGAAGAUGCACCACCAGUUACUGCGGACUCUGGCCAGCUACUGCAUGCUUCAGGGGUCAGGUGGGGGAGGACUCGCCUCUGUACAGAUGGAGCUGCUGCUAUUAUUACAGUUCUCGUUCGUUUGGGAAGUCCAACAAGAGAAACCACAGCAGCAGUUGUUAUCUCCCUUGCCAUUCCCUACCACUCUGCCCCUUCUGUCUGCCAGCAUUGCGAGCUCCAAGACAGUAGUGGCAGAUCCUAUCAAGCACAUCCAGUGCGUGACCCAAGAUCUCCUACACUCUGUGAUAGAGAUGACAGUGCCCCCUGGAAUUGGUAGCUCCAUGAACACUGUGGGCACGAUGCGUGAUCUCAGCUUUGCUCUGUCUGCCUGUGUGUAUCAGUGUUUGUGUGACUGCGAUAGCUUUGUGGUAUCUCUCAAUGAAACUUCGGAUGCCUUUUUGGAAGGUUUCACUAGUCAUAAUUUUACCAGCGCUCAGGCAGGUCACCUGAUGGCAGGUGUUCAGAGAUACAGACGUAAAUCCAGUGUGGGGGAUGAAAUCAACACUUCUCCCGCAUCGUGGCCAGGUGUUCAGGGACUACGUGCAAUGUUGGCCAGAGAAAAGGACGAUGAUGCUCCCAAACUUCAUAUUCUUUUGUGUGAAACGUUAGUGGCAGUGUACAUCAGUUUACUAGUCACUGCCAUGGCAACGUACGACUGCAACAUGCUGUACCGACUCAUUGCCCACCGAUUUGUACAACAGAUGUGGUGUGCUUUGUUUGGAGGAGGAGCUAAAACGAUCCUUAAGGUUUCCGACCCCCCUGUGCCCAUGAGAAGUACAGAUGAAGUGGACAAACAAAGACUGAGGCUGGUGAAGAAGGUGAUGGGCGGCGGUAAAGGGGGAGGGGCUACCUCCCUAGCCAAAGAGAAACCCGUCAAGGAAACCUUCAUACCUCCAGAGCUUAGUAUGGUCACAUUCUUUAUGACAAAGCCCUUUGCCAACCCAGCUGAGGGGACAUUUGUAUACGACUCCGAAGAUUCAUUGUCUUCUGACGAGGAUUCAGAUGAUGAUUCAGAGUAUGAGUCCAAACCUAGCUCUCUGGCCAUGUCAGCCGUACAGCAGCACACCGACCCGACAUCGUACUCGUGGAGUCUCCUUCGAUACUCGCUCAUCAAACUGGUGCUUCAUAACUUAAACACAUUCCUUCCACAUGUCGGAAUAGAUCUUCCUGAGCUGCCUGUGUGUUCACCUUUGAUGCAUGCUGUGUUAAAAACUCUGGAACAAUGGAUGCAUAUUCUACAGGGAAAGCUGGAACUGUUUUCUGGACCUCCUGAUGAUUUCAUCGCUAACCUUCACAUAGACGUAAUUCCAGGAAAACCACAUUCCAAGUUCAGAGCUCUCUUAAAUCCUUCUAAUUCACCCUUCAUAGAUGCCCAUUCCACAUUACCCAUCAAGAGGCUCUGGUUUUAUCUCAUCAAACAGGAACCACUGAAGGAAGUGUUCAUCAGAUACAUAUUUAGGAAGAAAGUCAACCAAUCAGAGGAGACUACGAGUCAGUCCGAAUCGGAGAACAGUAUGAAGUUAAAGGAACCAAUGAAGAUCAUCCACAAGGAACAGGACAUCAUCACAGCGUUCGCCCUGAAUCAGAUAGAUAGUGAAUAUUCUAGCUAUGAGCAGCUGAGUAAAUUCUUAAAUGCCAAUGCCAAUUUGCUGGCUUUAUCCACUCAGAAGGACAUUAUAGAACUGGACAUCGGGCCAGUAUUGGCUCCGCCCACAUGGCUGGAAGAUGAAAAUGAGAUGGACAUAGAGUAUAUUAAAAACCCCGCCCCUGCUGCUCACGAGUCCGAUUUCUUCGUGGUGCAGACUCCAUCAGACACACAGACAUCCCCAUACAGUUCCGCAGCCACCAGUCCACAGUCUUCCAGCCAGGGUCACUGGGCAACCGGACGUAGUACAACUGUGAUACUUAAGAGACCUGUUGCAGGAGUGCGACGGAUUGGUCCUCAUCCAAAUCUUCCUCACUAUCUGACAGGAAGUGCGGAUGGCAGUGUGAGGUUAUAUGAGUGGGGUCACAUGCAGCCAUUGGCGAUGCUACGACAACCAGGGGCUUUCCCCAAAGUGACAAAGGUUUUAUUUAGUGCUCAGGGCAAUAAGUGUUGUGUUAGCGAUACAGAGGGAGAUGUGUGUCUUUGGCAAGUCGGUUUAGGAAGCAACUUUACUAAACCCAUAAUGAGCUUGCGUUGUCACAACAAGACAACGAGCGACUUUAGCUUCAUUGGCUCUUCCAGUCUCAUCGCUACUGCGGGCCACUCGUCAGAAAGUCGGAACGUCUGUCUGUGGGACACGCUGCUGCCCCCUAGGAGUGCGUGCGUACACUCCUUCAUCUGUCAUGAGCAUGGAUGUCCAGCCAUCGUGUAUGCUCCACAUCACCAACUUCUGAUAUCAGGAGGAAGAAAGGGCGAAGUCUGCAUAUUUGACAUCCGUCAGCGCCAGCUUAGACACACCUUCCAAGCACAUGAUGUACCAAUCAGAUGUCUCGCCAUGGACCCAGAGGAGGAGUAUUUUGUCACUGGUUCUUCGGAAGGAGACAUUAAGGUGUGGGGUUUGGACGUCCAUCAGUUAGUGGUCAGCUUCCCAGGCGAGCACAGUAAAAGUACAUUCUUUAAGAACAUUGGUUCUACCUCAGGUGUGACACAGGUGGCCAUUGGACCAGAACACAAUCUGUUCUCGUGUGGAAUCGAUGGCUCCAUGAAGUUUAGAUCUCUUCCAGAGAGAGAGAGUAUGGUGAGAUAUUGGACAGCAUGAACAUCAAAUGGAGGACUGUUUACUGCAUAAUGGCUUGCAAUUUACUCAGCAAAGGUCACAUUCUUUCUUCCUUCUCGGCCAGGAAAAACUUAUUUUCUGAAGCACUUGCCUUCAGUUUUGUAAGAUUUAGCGAGAAUGUAGUGUACUAUGGGUUUUGUUCUACAGCAUUGCAUCAUGGUCUUGUGUGUGUUCUUAAUAAUGAUAGACUGUGUUACAAAGUAGAGCUAUCUAUCCUGUAUUAGUGACGUUUAUUUUAUUUAUUAAAAGUCCCUUAACAGCCACUGUGAUGGGUAUAAAUCUGAACUCUGGAGCAGAAUUUGAUACUUUUUAGUCAGUGUAUAUGUGUGUUCAAUAAUGUCUUUUAUUCACUACCAUUCCCACCUUGUUUUGCUGACCCUUGACCUCUAAGAAAACUCUGUAUAUACGUGUAGAUAUCAUGCAAGAAAACUGCUGCAUUCAUCAAACAGGCUCUUGAAUUCCAGUGUGUUGCUAUUAUGUGAUAGUUUUUGUGGCAUUGAGUAUUUUGUAACUGUCAGUUGAAGUGACUGUAAAGGUGAAAUGGUUAUGAAAUGAACUGUGAUGAUUUGAUUAUUUAAAAAAGUGAGUGAUAUUGUUCUUGUAGCUGUAUUUGUUUUCAUAUCAUUCUAGUCUUUGUCAGUGUAUAGUAAUUUGAAAUAUUGAAAGCAGAUGAUUCUUGUAUGAUUGCGCCAAUACUGUACAUCAGAGAAUUUUAUUUUUCAUCUCGUUCAAUGAUAUUAUUGACGUAUGACAUUCCGUCUUCUGUGAGUGAGGGCUUCUUACGUGUGAUAAGAGUUUGAAUCAACACGACCUUUACUGUACAGACUGUGUAUGAGCUACUUCUAGUUGGAGUUGGUUGGUUCAUUACAUCUCGUUUACUCAGUAUCACAAGGACUUUGAAAUCUACUCGUAGAAGAAUGUUGGAUAUAGAUUUAGUGUAGAAAACCAAUGGUUACUCCAAUAAAGUUAAUUAUGCACAAAUUGGCUGUUUAAAAAAAAAUACCAACACAUUGAACAUUUAAAUCUGUUUAUUUUCAAUAUAUUAAUUCAUGAGAAAACAAGAUCUUGCAAGUACAGUGGAAAAAGAAAUUAAAAAUCUGAAAAUAUGAAAUUAAUUCUCUGUUUGACAUGGAAAGCGUCAUCUUUAUUGAUAUUUUAUAUUAGAAACUGUAAGGAAUUGUAAUACUUCUAUGUAAAUAAAAUGUAGGAAUAAAUACGCAACAUGACACGACUGUAUGACGGAACAGCUGACUGUAAUCGCUGUCUAUAUGAUGGAACAGCUGACUGUAUGAUAGAACAGCUGAUUGUAACAGCUAACUGUAUGAUGGAACAGCUGACUGUAUGAUGUAACAGCAGUCUGUAUGAUGGAACACCUGACUGUAUGACAGAACAGCUGACUUUAUGAUGGAACAGCUGAUUGUAGAUGGAACAGCUGAUAUUAACGGCUGACUGUAGGAUGGAACAGCUGACUGUAUGAUGGAACAGCUGAUUGGUAGCCUGUGUUAUGUGUCUGCUAAUAUUGUGUGUUGUUAUGAUUUUAUUUUGUUGAUAAUUUAUGCUCUUGGUCUGUGAUCAUAUGUAGAUAACUAUGUAUACAUUGUUUUUUGGAAAGUAUAUGAUAAAUCAAUCAGAAGCCUA